UGUGUCUCGCAUGCGCACACUAAACAUCGAUAUAGUGAGAGAAAGAGAGGUUGUAGAGAGAGAAAUAGAUGGGAGAUUGCAGGAGAGUGGGUGUGGCCGUUGACUUCUCACCGUGCAGCAGGAAGGCGCUUGAAUGGGCAGUGAAUAACAUUGUGAGAAAGGGAGAUCACCUGAUUCUGGUUACAGUCCAACACGAAGGCCAUUACGAGGAAGGCGAGAUGCAGCUCUGGGAAGCCACGGGUUCUCCUUUGAUUCCUUUGAUCGAGUUCAUGGAGCCCCAUAUCAUGAAGAAAUAUGGGGUUAAUCCCAACCCUGAAACAUUGGACAUUGUUGCUACUGCAUCUAGGCAAAAAGAGAUAACUGUGCUCCUGAAAAUUUAUUGGGGAGAUGCUCGAGAGAAGAUAUGUGAAUCUAUUGAUAAGAUUCCCCUCGACUGCCUUGUUAUUGGAAACAGAGGCCUUGGCAAAAUCAAGAGGGUUAUUAUGGGCAGUGUGAGUACCUAUGUAGUCAACAAUGCUACUUGCCCGGUUACCGUUGUGAAGAUCCAUGAUUAGGCCUGUGCAUUAUCAGCAAGAGCUUAUUAACGUUGUUUUUGGAACUCUUUGAUCUUAGUAUAACUGUUGUCUGUAAUGCAGCUUGUGGUUGGACUUAUGUCUGUAUAUUGCUGGCAGAGGAUGCUUGUUAAUCGUUUCGCUUAAAUAAAAAUACAGUUGGAAUUCAUUCUGAAUGUUA
This is a messenger RNA of Olea europaea var. sylvestris, 732 nucleotides long. Its product is annotated as universal stress protein PHOS34-like. The transcript is spliced from 4 exons. NCBI's taxonomy places the organism in Eukaryota, Viridiplantae, Streptophyta, Magnoliopsida, Lamiales, Oleaceae. The coding region runs from base 69 to 554 and encodes 161 amino acids. The record is from RefSeq and is a predicted model, not a curated record.